AAUUAUUGUUGGAUUCGGAUUCGGAUAAGUACACGUGCGAAUUAUUCACGAAAAUUGUUGCCGAUAUGUUGAUAAAUUAUUCUACCAGCGUUACUUUUGUGGGAUACUGCAACUUUCGAGCAACGAAAACAUUUAAAAACACGAAGUUAUCGGGAUGUGACUACCAGGAACUGAAAUAUGAACAUCUCAAUCUUUUAGCCUCUGCAUUGCUGUUGCGGCAUCAGCAUUGCUUUACUUCAACUCGAACUCAAACUAGGCUUGAGUUAUGACCGGAAUACGCUGCAAGACUUAACGAGAUUGACAUCUCAGGUGGCUAGAGCGAGCCCAGCCUACAGAACCCAGCCCAGGCCAGGACCCAGCCGUCUUCGGCGUCAUCAGCCGACAAUCGUCCUCAGAAGAUCUCAUCUCCGCGAGAUCGCUGCAGCCACACCUCAGCGCUGAUCUGGGGGAAGGCGGUGGGGAACUGCCUAGGACCUGACGAUGCAGAGCUGUGCCGUGACCACCGAGACCCGCCCGCUGCAGCAGACCGCGAGUCUCUGAUACACCCUGCGCCGCCAGCGGUCACCUGUAGCUGAACACCGAGCCCGGCUCACCGUCUGUCCUCUCUCCGCGCCUGUCUCUGAAGUCACCGCCAUGGAGCCGUGGUCGUCCGAGGUGAUCUGGAUCGUCGUCGUCGCCUUCGUCGUCUCGUUCCUGCUGGCGUUCGGCGUCGGAGCCAACGAUGUGGCCAACAGCUUCGGCACGUCGGUGGGCUCGCGGGCGCUCUCCCUGAGGACGGCCUGCAUCCUGGCGACAAUUUUCGAAGUGGCCGGCGCCAUACUAAUAGGGUACAAAGUGUCGGAAACAAUGAGGAAAGGAAUCCUGGACGUCGGUCUGUACCAGAACAACGAGAAGGAACUGAUGCUGGGCUCACUGGCUGCUCUAGGCGGCUCGGCCAUCUGGAACCUGCUGGCCACGUUCCUGCGUCUGCCCAUCUCGGGCACACACACCAUCGUCGGAGCCACCAUCGGCUUCUCGCUGGUUGCUCGCGGCGCCGACGGCGUCAACUGGCGCACAUUCGGCAAAAUCGUGGCCUCGUGGUUCCUGUCGCCGGUUCUCUCGGGUAUCAUCUCCAUCUGCCUGUUCCUGAUCGUGCGGACGCUGGUGCUCCGCCGACCCGAGCCGGUCGAGCCUGGCCUGCGCUCGCUGCCCUUCUUCUAUGGCUUCACCAUCCUGAUCAACGUGUUCAGCGUGGUGCACGACGGACCGUCACUGCUGUACCUGGACAAGCUGCCCGUGUGGGCGGUGGUGCUGAUCUCGGUAGCUGCCGGUCUGAUCGUGGCUAUCGGGGUCCAGCUGCUGCUCGUGCCGCGACUCCGGAGACAAAUCAAAGCGGCGGUGACGUCGACGGCCGAUAUGCGUCGCGAGGCUCAGUUCAUGCUGGGUUCGCCCGAGACGUCUCGGCUGCCCAGCCCGGACGUGUCCAAGGGUCCGACGCCGACCAUCUCUAUGGAGAAGCUGAGUCAGACACUGAGUCCCUCUGAGGAGGCGGCCGCGCGGCCGCAGGGCGCCGCCGCCACCUACGCCUUCAACGGAGAGACGGCGGCCAACAACGGUUACAUCGCGGCCACCACUCUACAGGUGCCGUCGAUCCAGUCGGCUGUAUCCAGUGAGAACGGCUCGGCGCCCGUGAAGAACGGCGGCUCGAUCCCGGGCAACGCCAGCCAGCUACCUCUGGUGGGCGGAGGUGUGGACGCCCGGAAAAACUCCAACGUCCUGCCGAUAGCCGCGGCGCGGGAGCUGCGCGAGCUCUCCCGUCCGGAGCCGCCCGAGGUGGCGCGCCUGUUCGCCGCUCUGCAGGUGAUGACGGCCUCGUUCGGCAGCUUCGCGCACGGCGGCAACGACGUCAGCAACGCCAUCGGGCCGCUGAUUGCCGUGUGGCUCAUCUUCAUGGAGGGCUCUGUGGCGCAGAAGGCCGAGACGCCCGUCUACAUUCUGUUCUACGGAGGCGUGGGCAUCUCAGUCGGCCUGUGGGUCUGGGGACGGCGCGUCAUCAAGACGAUCGGCGAGGACCUCACCCAGCUGACUCCGUCUAGCGGUUUCACGAUCGAGCUGGGCGCCGCGUUCACGGUGCUGUUCGCCUCCAAGAUCGGCCUGCCCGUCUCCACCACCCACUGUAAGGUGGGCAGCGUGGUGUUUGUCGGCUGGGCGCGCAGCACACGCGCCGGCGUCGACUGGAAGGUGUUCAGAAAUAUCAUCAUUGCCUGGCUGGUGACGGUGCCUUUCGCGGCGGCUGCCAGCGCCGCUCUGAUGGCCCUCUUCCGCGCGGUGGCGCUCUAGUCGCCGUAUAGGCGGCGUCACGGUCGCCACCGGUGCUGGCAGGACCAGAAACGACGCCGCGCCGCGCCGCCGCCACGCAUAUGAACUAUUUUCGUAAGGAUACGCGGCCGCGGCCGGAGCAGUGUCGCCGGCUGCCGUCUCGGCCGGCGAGAGAGGCCGCUCCCUCCGGCGACAGAGGCCGCCGGCCGCCCCACACGCGGUCUGUAGAGAGUGACGCCCAAACCUGCGCGCGCGCAGCAAUAAUUUCCACUUUUCGUGCAUCGAGUAGACAUCCGACCCACAGAACCGGCCCGCCCACAGCAGUGUCCGUAGUAAAGCUCAACGUUUCUGACUGGGACUGUGUUCCGAGUUACCGCCGCCAUGUGUUUGUGCCGCGGGCCGUGUCAGUCCGGCAGCACCCGAUGGUGGUUGUUGCUGCGCCGUGCUGGGCUGGGCUGGCCGCGUCCCGGGCCGGCGCCGGUCUCUGAGGGACCGGCUGGAGGGGCGCGCGGCCACGUCCCGGACCAGCGCUGGUCUCUGAGGGGCCGGCUGGAGGGGCGCGCGGCUGACCGACCAGGCCGGAGAGCUGUGACUGGUGUCUGUCCGGCCCUCGCCGCCGGCCGCCACCGUUUGUUACUGUCUUAGAGACCGUAGUAUCGGGAGACGACUCGUCCGCCGUGGGCCAGAGGUCGUGUCUGUUCAGACAAUCGCCGACUGAGGACUGAAUGGAGACUCGCAUCUCACCGUUCGGACCGACAUGUUUGGAUCCGGCGACUUUAUGGCGUGGGCUGUGUUGACCGAGAAAGCUAAUUUUCUGCUGAGAUACAUACAUUGAGCGACCCACCUGUGACAGUUUGGCGUUGAGUGUCGACUUUGAAAACUAUGAAAAGGUUCAAUUCAAUGUUAUCGGUAGCUCGUUUGAGCCUGUCUCCUUUCGGUUUAUUUUUCUUGCGUUUUUUACUUAUCUCUAAACGAAGUUGAAAAAUAUUUUCAGGAGGUGGGUUGCGGUAGGUAUUCGUGGUCUGGAGUGUACCUAAAUCUGGAAUUCGUUUUAUUUUUUGUCUAGUUUCACAUCAAAUUAUGGUUUCACGAUUGUGGUCUCGCAACGCAUUCUAAUAUUGUGGACCACUCCACAAACGUUUGAUGUUCAAUCCGUCGAUAAAGCAGGACUAUGUCUUUUUCUUUGAGAGCGACAAUCUUACAAUAGAGUUGUAACUUCAUCCAGCCUGUCAAAUGUCUUCAUGUGAUCUGUCAAUGACUGGCCCAGUCCCGCUGGGACCGGCAGUCUAACGCUGUCUCGGUACUCUCGGUAGUCCGUCAGCUCAACUGGGUACCGCAAGGGUCGGUCGCUGGUGCUGACCUCUAUGAUAGUUUGCUCGCGACGCGACACCUACUGGCGUUUUAGGCAGUGCGCAGGGACUCAUCUGAAAUGUCACUGAAUCCGGUUGCGGGCAAUGGUGCAAUGUCUGUGUAUUCUUGAACAUGUUCCGAUGUUUUUAUUUCGGAAAGUGAGUGCUAAAAUACAGCAUUUCGUUCGUU
Amphibalanus amphitrite is the source of this 3837-nucleotide messenger RNA. It is a transcript of the gene NaPi-III, whose product is annotated as sodium-dependent phosphate transporter 2-like. Gene Ontology annotation, molecular function: phosphate transmembrane transporter activity. Lineage: Eukaryota; Metazoa; Arthropoda; Thecostraca; Balanomorpha; Balanidae. Gene Ontology annotation, biological process: phosphate ion transmembrane transport. The transcript is spliced from 13 exons. Gene Ontology annotation, cellular component: membrane. The coding region runs from base 634 to 2319 and encodes 561 amino acids. The record is from RefSeq and is a predicted model, not a curated record.